Messenger RNA from Akanthomyces muscarius, 360 nucleotides. RefSeq lists its product as uncharacterized. The record is from RefSeq and is a predicted model, not a curated record. Lineage: Eukaryota; Fungi; Ascomycota; Sordariomycetes; Hypocreales; Cordycipitaceae. The coding region runs from base 1 to 360 and encodes 119 amino acids. The transcript has 2 exons.
AUGGCUAUUCUCCGUCACUCGAUAGCGCCGCUCCGCGCGGUGCGAUGCGCCCGCCAGCCCGCCGCCGCCAUGCGCAGCUUCACCGUCACCGCCAACCGCCGCGGCGGUGGCCACGGCAACGAGUCCCAGUUUGAACCCCCCAGCGGCUGGCUCUGGGGUAUUAAGCCCGGCGAGAAGCCCGAGCCCGAGGGUUGGGAGUGGCCCAUGUAUAUCUUCGGCGGCAGCCUGCUUGUGGCCGGUGUGGCGCUUGCCUUUAAGCCCGACACGAGCGUUUCUACCUGGGCUCUUGAGGAGGCUCGCAGAAGAUUAGAGGCCGAGGGUAUUCUGCCCGACCCCGAGGCGUCUGAGAACAAGAAGUGA